Microtus ochrogaster (prairie vole) is the source of this 2235-nucleotide messenger RNA. RefSeq names its product leucine rich adaptor protein 1 (gene Lurap1). The record is from RefSeq and is a predicted model, not a curated record. Gene Ontology annotation, biological process: positive regulation of cytokine production; positive regulation of canonical NF-kappaB signal transduction. Lineage: Eukaryota; Metazoa; Chordata; Mammalia; Rodentia; Cricetidae.
UCGCGGCAGAGAAGGGAGGACCCUAGGGAACUGGACCUCCGCGUCUGGUCGCCCAGCCCUGUUUUGGCUUGGGCCCACAUGGAGGGGACUGCAGAGUCCCAGAUGCCUGACUUGCGGGACGUGGAGGGCAAGGUGGGCAGGAAGACCCCGGAAGGACUGCUCCGCGGGCUGCGAGGCGAGUGGGAGCUGGGAACCUCUGGGGACCUGCUGCUCCCUGGGGCACCCAGCACCGGCCACAGCCUGGGGGACAAGAUCAUGGCGCUGAGGAUGGAGCUGGCUUACCUUCGAGCUAUCGACGUGAAGAUCCUGCAGCAGCUGGUGACCCUGAACGAGGGCAUCGAGGCAGUUCGUUGGCUGUUGGAGGAGCGGGGAACACUGACCAGCCAUUGCAGCAGUCUUACUAGCAGCCAGUACAGCCUGACUGGUGGAAGCCCAGGCCGCUCAAGGCGGGGCAGUUGGGACAGCCUGCCAGAUACCAGCUCAACUGACCGGCUGGACAGUGUCUCAAUUGGCAGUUUCUUGGACACUGUGGCCCCCAAAGAGCUGGAUGAACAAGGACCCCCUGGGCCUUCCUGUCCUGAGAUUGACUGGGCAAAGGUUAUACCCAGUGAAGCCAGGACUGAGGUGGAUGUAACAUCCACCAAGCUAGGGAGCUUAAUGGCUCCUUGGAAGCUCCCAGGAGACGAGCCUCAAGGUGGACCACCUGAGCUAUCGGAGGAUGACAAUGUUAAGCAGGGCUUUGAGGCUCACUGGUUCUGGGGACAGUGCCAGGAUGAUGUGACCUUCUUGUAAAAACUUCCCUAUUUGUGCUUUGUGGCUCUUUCAGCCUGUGGCCCAAGUCUUUCUCAGUUUUCCCUCAACCUCCUACUAGACAGAAGCUAUACUGAAAUCACUUACCACAGAAGCCUGGCUUCUCUCUCUGCUCCCUGGGGAGCCUUUGCAUUUAUCCCUCAAUUAUUGGGUCCCUGGAGCUAUUUCCAUAGAGAUAUUGACUCUAGAGAACUAGCCGGUGGCUCCUGAUGUAAGGGUAUCCCACAUCCUUCCCCAGUGAGGUGAAGGUUUAUGAGAUUAUGGUUUCUAGGACAUCACUGAAGAAGAGAUGGGGGAAAUAAUCUCAUCCAAACCCUGGGAGGCUGGGAUGCCUCAUAAAAGAUGGAGAAUUGGAGAAGGGCGUUCAGGACCAAACCUCCAUGGAUUGGCUCUCCUCCAUGCCUUUGGAGUUGGGAGACAACCCUUUGCUAUCUGCUGAGUGAUGUCAUUUCCUUUUAUGGUACAGGGAAGAGUGCUUCCUCUAUAGCAGUCCUGGUUGGUGUGUCAUAGGCCUGUAUGGAGGGUUCCUGAGUCCCUGUUGUCCUGCCAUUGCCUCCUGUGAGAGGGAACACAUCACUCUUGCUGCAGAUGUCUGUGCUGCUUUGAUCAGGUUCUUUCUUUUCAAACAUGGUGUUUUCACCCCUGGUUGGUGCUGUAAUGACAUUCUUACCGGGUGGUGAGAAACUCAGAGGCCUCCACCUCGGCUCUCAAAUCUGCUUAGCUCACUUUCCUGGAGACCCUGUCUGGCCCUGGCCCUGGCCCUGUUUCUUACCUCCAGAUCCAUCUGCCAGGAGUUUAGCUUGAGCGUCUUCACGUCUCAGUGUCCUCUUUUGGCCUCUGCAUUUUUAUGUGCCUCUUGUCCCAUUGUUGUUUGGAAACAAGGAGAGUGAAUUCUCAAGGUUCUGGGGACACUCUCAGAUGGCGGGAUGAUCUUGUCAUCUCUGACUCUGCUCACCCUUCCCUCAUCCUGGCCAGCUUCCACCAUUUGAUCAUAAGAAUGCCUUUCUCAAGUUGAAACACAAGGAAUCCCCUUGUUUGAGCUACAGUGUGGGAGUGUGGUAGGAAAAGACAGAGACCCUGUGGUUCCUGGGCCUCAUUGCGGGGAAUAGACUGGAAAGUACUUUAGGGCAAGCCUAUGACUCCUGGACUUGGGGGUAAUUGGUGCUGGCUCUAGGGCUGGAUCCCAAGACCCUAGCUAAGUACACUGGUGAAGAAAUUCAGGGAAAUCGCCAUUCUGGGCCUCAAGGAAAGGGCAGGCCCAGAGAAGGGGUGGCAAAUGCCGUGAUUUAUACCUAAGUAAGCUGGGCACUCAGAAGGCAGAGGCAGGCGGAUCUCUAUGAAUUCCAAGCCGGCCAAAGAUAUAUACAUAGUUAGACCUAGUCUCAAAAAGCAAUCAGAGGGGGGCUGGAGAGAUGGCUCAGUGGU